Messenger RNA from Platichthys flesus (European flounder), 3786 nucleotides. It is a transcript of the gene pecam1b, whose product is annotated as platelet and endothelial cell adhesion molecule 1b. The coding region runs from base 115 to 2070 and encodes 651 amino acids. The record is from RefSeq and is a predicted model, not a curated record. Gene Ontology annotation, biological process: cell surface receptor signaling pathway. The transcript has 11 exons. Lineage: Eukaryota; Metazoa; Chordata; Actinopteri; Pleuronectiformes; Pleuronectidae. Gene Ontology annotation, molecular function: transmembrane signaling receptor activity.
UGACCGCCAUACACAUACAACAGACGGACACACCACCUUGAAUCAUCCUAUAGUGACCAGGCAGUUGACCUCCAGGACAGCCAGCAGCAGGAGAGUCAGUGUUCCGCAGACAGGAUGGGCCUCCUUCUACUGCUCACCUCCUCGCUCCUGUUCAGCUUCUUCUAUCCAGGGAUAGUGGUGGACGCACAGCGAUCAUUCACGAUACAAAACAUAGUCCUGUCCAUUGAGCCCAGUACUAAUGUGACUCGGGACACCAAUGUGACUGUGAGAUGUAAGGCCCAUGUCAGCUCGGGGACUGGGGUGCUGAGUCGUGAGUACACGAUAUACAAGGACAGCCAAACGGUGUACACCAAGACCUCCAGCACGUCAGAGGACCUGCUGUACCCGUUGCCCGGGGCCAGAGUCUCCAACACCGGCAAAUAUAAGUGCAAGAUCAAUAUCGAGGGCAAAGAGAAGACAAGUGAAGCUACAAAACUCACCGUGACAGGCCUGUCGAAACCAGUUCUCCACAUUAACAAAGGUGUUGUCAAUGAAGAGGAGGAGGUAACCGCCAGCUGCACAGCACCCGGGGAGACCGGCUCCAUUUACUUCUACUUCUAUGAGGACUCCAAAGAGAUCCUUGACAAUCUGGUCAACUCCAACCAGCUAAAAGCCAAGUUUCCUCUCAGCAGCAUUGGCAUCCACAAACUUAGCUGUAACUAUGCUGUCCUAAUAAUGCCGGACUCCUUCAAGUCUGAAAAGAGCAACAGUAUCACUGUUUCAGUCAAAGAGCUCUCCAUCACUCCAGUCCUGGAGAUUUUGCCUCAGUCCAAGGUUUAUGAAGGAGAUCAACUAAGCAUCUCAUGUACCAUCAGAACGUUUCUCAACAGCUCUGUGAGCAGUCUUGCCGACCUGUACCUGAGCCAUGGGACAACGCUUCUCAGCAGCGGAAAAACCAAGGUCAACCACAGCAUGGUCGCUCUGGCAGAGCACCCUUGGGAUUUUGAGUGCAGACUGGAGAAAGGAAAUGUGGCCAAAGUCACCAAAAACAGGGUUACAGUGAAUGAGCUGUUUUCGGCGCCCACUCUCACCAUGUCUCCUGCUGAAGUCUUUCAAAAGGAUCAUAUGACACUAACCUGCAGAAGUAAGAUCUACGUCUCUGAAAGAAUCUCAAUGGAAGAGCUGAGCUACACUCUUGAGCCGCCUGACAGCCACCUGACCCCCAUGAAGCCCGGUGUUUUCUCUGGCAGGGCCCUGCAGCAUGAUUUCAACUAUACCUGUGUAGCUCAGGCCAAGGGCAUCAUGAAACACAGUGACACCCUGACUAUAUAUCCAAAAGUGUCUGUCUCGAUCCCUAAGAUCUCAGUGGUUGGGAAGGCGGUCCUGGGACAACCAUUCAAUAUCCUCUGUCAGUCGGACACUGGCAGUUUUCCGAUCAACUACACCCUGCUAUGGGGUUAUGACAAACUGAGCACAACCACUGUCAAGCUGCCCCGUGAGGAAGCUCUCUUCACAGUCACCAUCUCCAGGCCUGAGGAAAUAAACAAGUACAUGUGCGAGGCCACGAAUAAACACGGGGAGGCUCCGCUCAGUAAAAGACUCCUAGCUGCUGUUAUAGCACCUCUGACAGACACGACUCUGACCGUCCUCCCCAGCUUAACAGAGAUCUCAGAGGGAGAUGAUCUCUACCUGAUAUGUGGCACUAAAGGCUCACCACCAGUCACCUUUAAGUGGUACCGUGAUGGCGACAAACAGCCGCUGUUCACCGACACCACCAACAAGAACAACACACACUACCAAGUCCCAAAGUUGUCCAAAGAGCACAGCGGCACAUACUACUGCGAGGCUGUCAACCAGGCCAACAACGUGGUCCGCAGUGAGAAGGUCACCGUAGAGGUACGCAUGGCGCUGUGGAAGAAAGCGGUGAUCGGGGGCGUGGGUCUGGUGGUGGUGUCGCUGCUGGUGCUGGCCUGCGUGCUGUACUGCAAAUCCAAGAGAGGUAAAAGAGAAGCAGAUGCUGAAUUGUCAGUAGGGAAGCAUAUGCAACAGGUGAUAAUCAUAAAUAAUACAAAGAUUAAAUGUCUUGGCUAAUAACAAUCCUAAAUAUGCUUGUUCUUAAGAGCACUUUCUGCAAUUUGGAUUAGAUUAGUAUUAUUGACAAUCCUGCCAGCAGACCUCAUUUUGAACAUUUGUCAGAAAGCCUUUGAGGGCUCCUUGACAGUAAGUCUAAUACGACACAGAGGUUUUUAACACAGCCACAGGAAGCGUGGUUUGACUUUUGGAUUGUGUGCCCACGACUGUUCUCAUCAGCCAUUCUCACACCUCAACAGUCACAGCAUGUUUCCUUUUGAAACCUCAGUACUUCACUCCCCUGAUAUAUGUUCUAAUGUUCUAAUAUGCAUGCAGGGAUCAUGUGGUGGGGACCUUAUUACCAGUAAUGUAACUAUCUAUGCUGCUGCAGAUAUCCCCUUAAAGUUUAUAUGCAUGCAACAUGUGUGUACGAGUGAACAUAUUGUCUUUGUCUGUUUUUGCAUGUACAUUGUGUUUGUGUCUAUGUAUUGUAGAGGUAUAGAAACAGUAGGAUGAUGAAGGGAUAGUUCACAGAAUAAUGAAAAUUAGGUCUUUAUCUAUGCCGAUGGAGGGGUGGGUGAAGUGUUUGAGUCCUCAGAACCCUUUAGAAGUCUCAGGGGUGAACAGUGUUGGAGCCAAAUCCAUUACGAAUGAAGUAAAUGUUGACAGAUUUUUCAAACGUAAAAAAACAACAAAAAAACCGAACCAGCAAUGCUACCGUGCAUCCUAUGCGUGCCCUUUGGCAAGACCUUUUUUUCAGUGUGUGCAGUGUGCGUGAGAAAGUGUGUAAAUGAUGCUGCUUCGAGUUAAAUCUAAAUGUCUGGGCUUAGGGACACUUGGAUGAAGCCACAGGAGCAGUAUGGAGGAUUAUUUUGUGAUUUAGUAUUAUUACGUUUGAAGAAUCAGUCCCCACUUCCAUCACUUGUAUUGGAUUUGGCUGCAACAUUGUUUACCCCUGAGACUCCUAAAGGGUUUUAUGGAUUCAAACACUCCACCCACCCCUCCAUCAGAAUUAUAUAUUAAAUUAUGAGUCAAUUUAGAUUUUUCAUUGAACUAUUACUUUACGUCCUUAAGAUACAAGUUGCUGCAGUAGUUAAUUCACGGUACAUGGCAUUAGUUGUCAAGUGUUAUAAAGUGCUUAGAGUGCCCAUUAUCAUCUUCUUCCAGACGAAGCGCCAAUCUAUGAUGGCAUGGACGGGAAGGGUCACCAAUGGGACGUGAGAUAGCGUGGCAUCGCUUCCCCGCUGACAUCAGCAAGAGGAGCAGCUACAGUGUCCCAGCCACAGUGUAGAGAAGCUCUACAGUAGGAGGGACUUGACUUUAAAAAAAAAAAAAAUACAAAGAAGCAUUAAUCGUUUUUAGCUAGAAUUAUUGUACAAUUGGACUCUAUAAAAUCUACCCUCUCAAGAAAAAGGAGGGGCAUUGUUAUGAUGAGAUAUGAACCAGGACCCGCUGCUCCCUCUCCCCUCCUCCUGCAAUCUAAAUGGCCUUUGAUUUCCUACUUAACAUCAAUGUCUUUCCUUUGUUCUUUCAUCCCCAUGUGUCCGUUUGUGUGAGUGCAUGUCCUUUUAUUGUGAGAACUGCUCUUUUUGUCUGAUGUACAUGUAUAAAUAGGUUUGGUGACUGACUCAUUUGUAUAUACAUUUGAUCACCAUGACAGGAAAUGUAUGUAUAUAUUUUUGGUUUAUCCCUUGACUGACUGGAAAAGACACUCCUAGAAUAAAGACAUGGCUUUUA